Mesorhabditis belari is the source of this 1266-nucleotide messenger RNA. Lineage: Eukaryota; Metazoa; Nematoda; Chromadorea; Rhabditida; Rhabditidae. The record is from the annotation of a GenBank genome assembly.
AUGAUAUUCUCUUUCUUCUUGACGCUGAUGUCGAUUGGUUACGCGAAAUUGAUGUCUGAUACCUUACAGAGCGGCGAUCUCCACAAAUGCAUCAUCGGAAUCCACGACAACGCGGCUCUUAAGGCGAGCGUUUCAAUCAUGGGGAUCACUGAGGGAUGCUACUUCUAUGAAACGACAGUGGAGCGCGCUGAAGAGGCUUCAACGUUCCUUUACGAGAAACAAGGCGCGGAUGAAUCGCUUAUAGCAGACAAUGCCGCUUCUUGCCGAGGAUUGCGGUUGUUCUACACGGUGGUGUUUGAUCUAACAAAAAAACAGAGGAAAAGAACCCGAAUUGCUGUGCGUACCAUGAACGAUCGUCUGGAGGUUUUUUUCCUUACCAAGAUUCACACCGAUCUGGUCGAUCACUCUGAACUUGGAUCACACAUGCUGAAAAUUGGCGACAUCCGCUACGUGAAGGCGAAUAUGCUAGAUUUCCGAUCCGUUUUCUCGCCGUCAAUCGAAGAAGUGCACAAGGAUGAGCAUUCACGCUUAGCUGGAUGUCCAAAGGAAGCCAACGAUAGCGUAGAGAUGCGAUGUUUCACUCGUAAAUUGCGUAUCAGCAGUCUUUUUUCGUACGAGGAAUACGUGUUCGUGGUGGUGCUUGAUGUGCACGAAUAUCGCGUGUUUUGGGUGCAUAUCGAAAAACUGGAUAGCGUUGGCGUGCCCGUUAUAAAGUUCAUUGAUACGAAGGCUGCCAUCUCGAUCAAAGCUGUGCCCAACUUUUACGAAGCUCAAUUCAAUGUUUACGUGAAGAAUAGGAAAGUUUUCCUGAUGGUCUCAAAUCGAAACGUGGUCGGCUUUGCGGCGGCCAACAUGCAACUCAUUGAUUUAGAAGCGCUUUUUGAAGGCAAUUAUCUAGAAGGAUACGGUAGACAAGCGUUGCCUGCCCACUUUUCACCGCUCAUGUACACGCACGAGUAUGCCGGAGUCUCCAAUGCAACCUUGAUCUUACGCAGACUGAUAGACGGAUGUGAAACAUAUUUUGGACACCCAACCGUGAUCGCUUCAAGAUUUUCAGAAGAGUCAAAUAUGGUUAAACGAUUCACGCCGUACCGAGGUCCGCUGCAUGCAAUUUAUCCGCCGACCGACGUGCCACAAAUGCCCGUGAGAGCGGAGAAAGCAAAAUACAUAGUUUAUGCUAUCUCGAUCGCCACUUUGUCUGGUCUCAUCUUGUUGAUCAGCCUACCAAAUCUAAUAAGAUGGAUUCUGAGAAAAUAUGCUGGAUUU